Molecule: messenger RNA, 5319 nt
Organism: Gadus chalcogrammus (walleye pollock)
Lineage: Eukaryota; Metazoa; Chordata; Actinopteri; Gadiformes; Gadidae
Gene: fam13c
Product: family with sequence similarity 13 member C
Exons: 12
Coding region: 764-2377 (537 amino acids)
Source: RefSeq, a predicted model, not a curated record
GGUAGGGAGAGGCUGGAUAGAAAGAGAGAGAGGGUGGUAGGGAGAAGAGCGAUGCAGCAUUAGCAUCAUCAGUAGCCCCAUACGCGCAGUCACACGAAGGCAACCAGAGAAGACGCAAGCAUUCAUUUGGCGAGCGUGCGUCAGGAAAACGGAUAUCUUUAAUGUGCAUUCCAGAUUCCACCCGAUGGUUUUCAGAAUAGAAUUGAAGACUGCAAUUCGUUCAUGAAGGACAGAGGGGAUGCAAUGCGCGAUAUUUAGAUUUGUGUAAUUGGAGCGAGAGGAUCUGGCAACGGCGUCUUUGACGCAAAUGCGAUGGAGCUGCAUUGGAACUGGUUGGUGGCUUGAGUGAUUUAUUGGAAGCGCGCUUGCUGGAUUUUUACUGCGAAUGAAUUUCCAUUUGGGGGAUUAUUCUUGGCUCGACUAAAAUGAUUUUUUACUUCGCUUCGCGUAGGAUUUAGUAAUAAUAAAAAAUAAGUAACGUAAUGACCAGCGGAGACGAACCCGUCGUGAUCAGCAAAUGAAAAAAAUCCACAUGCUCGUUUUUUCCCCGCGUGUUCUGUCAAGCCAAGGCAUAAGCAUCGGAAGCUUCAACAAUUGAAAUAUUAAACCACAAAAAAAUCCGAGAUUGCUGCAGCCACUUUGCCUUACUGCCCUAGUUUCCGUGACAAUGUGGGAACAAAACUGAUUCCAAGACCGAGACCCCCACACCCCCUCCAGCAGUUCACUGGCUAGCUUAUUGGCGUCGUGUGGACUCUCUAAAAGCAUGUUCUGCUUUUGCCUACAAAGUUCCCUGUUGAAGCUCCAGGCGCUGGAGGUAGAAGGCGGCCCGUCGUUAGGGUCGUCUCCAGAGAAUAGCCCCCCUCCCCUAGGAAGCAAAGAGCAGGGACGCUCUUCGUGUGCUAUGGGCGUUCGCGGAGAGAAGGAAGGCAAUACUCUGGCUCUGUGUCAUAGCUGUCCUGCAGACGAAAACAGCCCUCCAGAGUCGCUGAGGGUCUACACCAGACCCCCACAGUCCACCAAGCACCAGCCCUUGGCGCCUCUGCAUGCCCACCAGCAGCAGCAGCACCACCCCCACCCCUCGCCCUACUCCCCCCAGCGUGGCGGCGGCGGCGGCGGCGGCGGCGUCCCCGGGGCGAGCGGCGACUUCGGGGGGGCGCUGGCGCUCUACGGAGGGGAGGACGGGCGGGAAGGGGGAGGAGGGGAGGCGGACGGAGGGGCGGGGGCCCUCCUCCACCUGAUUGGUGGGGGCCACAGCCCACUGCCGUCGCCGCGCUGCUCUGGCCACAGCCUGAGGUUCAACUCGGACCCCGAGGCCGCGCCAUCGCCGCCCUGCGCCCAGCAGUACAUGCUGGCAAGAGGUCGCGAGCGGACCGAGGGACCAGCGGUGGCGUCUCCUUCCUCCGUACCUCUCCUCACUCGACACAUCGGCACCCUGAAGAAGAAAGUCCGCCGUUUCGAGGAGCGCUUCGAACAGGAAAUGAACUACAAGCCGUCUUACAACGACAAGAACGCCAACCCUGAGAUGGUAAAAGUGAUGUUGGACCUGGCCAAGUCACGCAAACAGCUCAAAGAGAUGAAGCUGAGACACUCUGUGUUUGAUUCAAACGACCUGGGCCCGGAGGGAACAACUGGGGACUCCAAUCAGCUGUCCAGGGGCGGUUCUAGCCAGCAGGGGGAGCCAGAGCAACACGAACCCACAUUAGAGGAAACAGUUGAGUCACUAUUCGGGAGGCUACGAGAAAAGAGACAAACAUUAGGCUUGCCUGACAAUAUGAAGGAGAUGACUCAGGGCCAGAUGGUGCUGGAGAAGAUCACGCUGCAGAAAUGUCUGCUGUACUUCGAGAGUCUCCACGGACGGCCGGGUUCUAAGCAGGGGAGGAACCUGGUGAAGCCUCUCUAUGACAGGUACCAGAUGAUCAAGCGUCUCCUGUGUGCCAGCCCCACCACCAUCACAACCAUAGAGGAAGAAGAGGGCUCAGAUGAAGAUUACACCAACCACCAUCAACCGGCCCCGCCCCCUUGCAGAGUGACGUGGCAAGCAGCCAAUGAGGAGGACAGUGACCGGGACAGUGACCCGGCCUUAGUGUCUCCCAUAGUGGAGGUGAAGGACGUCCGCGAGAAGUCUCCCAUCACGGUCAUAAAUCUCCAUGAAGCGUCCAGGUCGGAGCUGGUGCUGAGCUUGCGUGAGACGCGGGUGGAGAAGAAGAGGAUCCGUAAAGGCCUGAGGGAGUUUGAGGACGAGUUCUACAGACAGACCGGAAGAACGUGCCAGAAGGAGGACCGCACGCCCAUGUCGGAGGAGUACCAGGAGUACAAACAGCUCAAGGCUAAGCUCCGCCUCCUGGAGAUCCUCAUCAGCAAACAGGAAGUGAACUAGCCAGCGACAGCAACGCUACUCCCUGGUCUUCUUUUGUAAUUAAAGUACCGUACAUAUACAAAUAGUUCAUUUUUGUGCCACCAAAGUGUGCACCCUGAAAAGUGUGAAUGGCAUAAAUGUACACUAAGUCGACUCAAUAAGUGUACACUAAAUAGACUCAAGUGUACUCACUUGCUGUGAAUACGCAGGAAGCGUAAACGUAAAGCGACUUUAUCCUCAUGUCCUGUCCUCCAAGUCUUCUCCCAAGUGUACUCACCGAGAUGCAUACCUGCAUACGUGUGAGGGGCUAAGUCAACAAUUUUAAUGAUAGAAGUGAUUUAAGGUGUAUAUUGAUUCUCUUUAGGUGGACUCAGCAACAAUGAUACCUAUCAACUGAUCAACUCAAAAAUGCCUUUGACCUUUCAACAGAUUCUAUUUCAGACACCAAAACCUUGGCCUAGACUUUUCUAUCUAUUGUGAUGACCUUGAGUGUCUAUGUGUGCACAUGCUCAACUUCAACGUUCGAUUUGUAUACUCGUUAUUUUCUAACAUGACAUUUGUUCCCGCUCCUAUAUACAGUAUGUAGUUCAUGGGCGAGUAGGGAUCCAUCGCUAUGAUUAAUUUGAGCAAAUCAAACCUUUUUCUGUGGUGUAAAUAACAUUGUGAUUUAUAACCCCCCUAAAAAAAUGAAUCCAGAGGGUGGGAUUAGGUGAGGGGUGCGUUCAACACUGACACUAGAAUGCACUUUAAUACCGAGGAGCAGGCAUGAGAAGAACAAAGGACCGCAGAGGGCUGCUCAACACAUAGAAGCACUUUGUCAAGUGGAAACUUAAUGUGUGAUAAGUGUCGACCAUUUAUUGUUGUUGCUGUUGAACGUGUUGGCGCUGGUUAUAGUGGGGUUCAAAGAGCAAACAAGUUUCAGUUGGACUAGUUUAUUCAGAAAAUUUGAUCAUAUUGCAUCAAUAUCACCUCUUUUUAUCAACCGUCAUCUAAACUACGCGGUAAAUUCGCCCCCUUGAUCGAUUGAUUGAAGGCGUUCAGUAGAAGUGUGCCUACAGAAUCUGAAUGAUCCUGAAUGAAAUGGAUCUGUAUUCACAUCACUUUGGAGAAAAGCUUCUGCUCAAUGACAAGAUAGAAAAGAGUUUAUCCUUGUUUCACUUUAGAAUGGCUCAGAUUAUGUUUAAGUGGAAAUUAGUCAAAGGAUAUCUUCCUAGAAUGAUGGGCAAAGGUGCAAUGACAUGUUGAUAACUUGUAUAUGAAUCUUCAAAUUAUUCACUUUAUUGUGGAAACUACUCUUUGUGAUAGUUCCAGACAAAAAAAGGAAAAAUAACCGUUCCUUAUGCCAUACGGGGCACAUUAAAGGAGAUGAUAUUAUAUUUUGCCAAAGCCUAAGAGUAUUAUGCAUUAUAAUCCAUAUUUUUCCUUUGGAUUCAUAUGCAAUAUGUGUAUUCAUACAUACUCCUCUAUACAUGUUAAUCUGUUUACAUUUGCACACAAUGUAUGCAAACCAUACAAAUAGCAGCUAAUAAAUGUCUACUGUUAAAUAUAAUUGAUAUAAUUUAAAACUGUUAAGUAAACGGAUCACAUGUGACAAUGAGGAAGUUUGUAAAAGUGUUUUGUUUUAACUUUUAUCUUCAGGACCUAAUUGACACAUAGGUGUCACACACGAGGAAGAACCUGGUCUCAAACAGGCCCUUUGUGCGUUUAGUGAGGAGGCUUCCUUUAUCUCCAAUGUAUUGCAGGGUUGGUAAAAAUCUUGUGUUGCAUGUGAUUCUUCAGGAUGGUACAGUUCACUGAAAAGUCCAACUGUUUCAACACAUUGGACUGCGGUUUGUUUUAUUUUAUUUUUUUGUAUUGUAUUGUAUUCUUUUAUAUCCAUAAAUGAAUGUGAAUGAUUUAUGAUCACAAAUCCAUCCCAUUUUUCUUUCUGCACGUGUGUUUUUCAGUGAAAUCAGUGAAGCGUCAUCACUGUGUAUUAUUAUUAUUAUUAUUAAGUAUAUAUAUAUAUAUAGAAUCACAAUUAUUGCAUACUUGUCUGUGAGCUUAAAGCUGGUCGCAGGGAAGCAUGUUUAAAAACCCAACGUUUAAAAAAAUAAAAGCAUUUUAAGUAGUGUAUAAGUGAAAUGUGUAAAUGUACCUUUGAUAACUCUUGACUUCUGGUGUGAGGUAUCAGUUAAGGACUAACCAUACACAUUAUACAAGACAGAGGUCUCAAUAACCCUUAUGAUCCCAUCCAAAAUAGACCACAACCUGACCUGAAGGGAGAUAGGGGAUCCCUGGCACUGGCUAGACGGCUCUAGCUUGACCCAUCAUGUAGGAGGUGGACACACUGUGCUAUAUAUGUCAACACAUAUUAGGUUGGUUGGUUGAGGUCACUGAGGGCCCUGUAUACAUGUGUAGAAUCUACAUUCCCUGGACCACUCGGAGUGGGGCUUCUUAUUGGCUGGCUCAGAGACCAAAAUGGCAAAAAAACAAUUCAAAAUGUUCAUUACACCUCUAUUUAUGAAGAGUAUUGGGGUCAUUUGUAGAAAACAAGUCUUUACAUUAAUGACGGUCCAUACUUACGUUUUUCAGUGUAAAUGCAGUAUAUCUCAGAGGGUUUGAGGGAGAACUGAAAGUAUGAUUACACUGUGUGUAAUUGAACAUAUCUGGGAUUGUACAAACUACUAACAGACUUAAAAAUUCCAGCAAGAUUGUGUUGUAGUUUCGUAGUGGUUGGUUGUUUACUUUUUCUGUGCAUGUCUGUAUGUGUUGGUGUUGGUAUGUUAUGUUUAUUUAAAUAGAAAAUCCGCUCUCGUAAAUGACAAAUGGUUGAUAUGACAACAAAAAAUGACUUCCAGUUCAUUGUGCAACAACUUUUUUUAUGACUUGAAAUUAAAUAUUUUGCAAAAAAAAACUUUUAUUUUACCUGUUUAUUUUGUUAGAUAAGCACACCGUAUUUGAUAUGUUCAAAAAUAAUUAAC